Molecule: messenger RNA, 709 nt
Organism: Babjeviella inositovora NRRL Y-12698
Lineage: Eukaryota; Fungi; Ascomycota; Pichiomycetes; Serinales
Exons: 3
Coding region: 1-453 (150 amino acids)
Biological process (GO): proteasome assembly
Cellular component (GO): cytoplasm; nucleus
Source: RefSeq, a predicted model, not a curated record
AUGUUUUCCCGACAUUCUUUGAGAAUCAUCCCAGAAAAUAACCAGCACGCACAGGUCGACUCCGUGCGCUUCGGUGACGCCGCGCCGUCUGCGCCAGCGUUGCAAGAUAUCCUUAGGGCCGAACAGGGCCCAUUGUCCAUUGCAUCCCAGCUCAACAAUAGACACCCUUUGGAGGCGAGAAUCGCCAAUUGGGAAAAGACCCAGCACGACGCCAAGUUGGAGCAGUAUAGACGGAUUUUCGGUGCCGGUGAGCCGAUAAAGCGCACCAUGGAGUUGCAAAUCGUUGAAAACACAGACUUCAAGCCGCAGUUAUUGGGUGGCUCCUCCAAUCUCCACAGGGAUAUCCUCUUGGGCAAAGACACCUCCAUCGACUGGGAGGACGUCUACACCGGGAGCGAGUUCAGCAACAUUGGGGGGUUCCACACCGAGAUGGAGAGAAAGGUGGGUAUCUAAGUAUAAUACACGGAUUUGACGAGGAAGGUGUAAGCAGGAUGGAGAACAGAUUUGGAUACCAGAUCUGUAUUGAUAUAGACUGACUCUGUAGAAACAAUCCUGGUAUGCUCAUCAGUUACACUUGUUUUGGUUUAGCUUAUGAGGACAUUGGGAGAAGUUAAAAGUCUGAAUUAUGCGACUAACUUAUGUGAAAACUAAUUGGGUCAAUAAACUCCGUGUUGCUGAACCUCGCGGUGAAAAGAACCUUCGCCAGGUG